CUCUGGGAGGCGGCCAAUGACUGCGCUCGGGGAGAGCGGCGAGGCCAAUAUGGCUUCCUGCACCUGGUGACGGUUGAAGAAACUGUGUUAGGUCUCAUGGAGAAGCCCCGGGGCGUCGAGGAGACCCCGUCUUCCGAACCAAUGGAGGAGGAAGAGGAAGAUGAUGAUUUGGAGCUCUUUGGUGGCUAUGACAGUUUCCGGAGUUAUAACAGCAGUGCGGGCAGUGAGAGCAGCUCCUAUCUAGAGGAGUCAAGUGAAGCAGAAAAUGAGGAUCGGGAAGCAGGAGAGCUGCCUACCUCCCCGAUGCAUUUGCUCAGCCCUGGGACUCCCCGCUCCUUGGACGGCAGUGGUUCUGAGCCAGCUGUCUGUGAGAUGUGUGGUAUCGUGGGUACUAGGGAAGCCUUCUUCUCCAAGACCAAGAGAUUCUGCAGCGUCUCCUGUUCCAGGAGCUACUCCUCCAACUCUAAGAAAGCCAGUAUCUUGGCUAGAUUACAGGGAAAACCGCCUACCAAGAAGGCCAAAGUCCUGCACAAAGCUGCCUGGUCUGCCAAAAUUGGAGCCUUCCUCCACUCCCAAGGAACAGGCCAGCUCGCAGAUGGGACACCAACAGGGCAGGAUGCGCUGGUCUUGGGUUUCGACUGGGGGAAGUUCCUGAAGGAUCACAGUUACAAGGCUGCUCCUGUCAGCUGCUUUAAACACGUCCCACUCUAUGACCAGUGGGAAGAUGUGAUGAAGGGGAUGAAGGUGGAGGUGCUCAACAGUGACGCUGUGCUCCCCAGCCGGGUGUACUGGAUCGCCUCUGUCAUCCAGGCAGCAGGGUACCGGGUGCUGCUCCGGUAUGAAGGCUUUGAAAAUGACGCCAGCCAUGACUUCUGGUGCAACCUGGGGACUGUGGAUGUCCACCCCAUCGGCUGGUGUGCCAUCAACAGCAAGAUCCUGGUGCCCCCGCGGACCAUCCAUGCCAAGUUCACCGAUUGGAAGGGCUACCUCAUGAGACGGCUGGUGGGCUCCAGGACACUUCCCGUGGAUUUCCACAUCAAGAUGGUGGAGAGCAUGAAGUACCCCUUUCGGCAGGGCAUGCGGCUAGAGGUGGUGGACAAGUCCCAGGUGUCACGGACCCGCAUGGCCGUGGUGGACACGGUAAUCGGGGGUCGCCUACGGCUCCUCUACGAGGAUGGUGACAGUGAUGAUGACUUCUGGUGCCACAUGUGGAGCCCCCUGAUCCACCCAGUGGGUUGGUCAAGGCGUGUUGGCCACGGCAUCAAGCUGUCAGAGAGGCGCAGCGACAUGGCCCACCAUCCCACCUUCCGGAAGAUCUACUGUGAUGCUGUUCCUUACCUGUUCAAGAAGGUUCGAGCUGUCUACACGGAAGGCGGCUGGUUUGAGGAGGGGAUGAAACUGGAGGCCAUUGACCCCCUGAAUCUGGGCAACAUCUGCGUGGCAACCAUCUGCAAGGUCCUCCUGGACGGCUACCUGAUGAUCUGUGUGGACGGGGGGCCCUCCACAGAUGGCUCGGACUGGUUCUGUUACCAUGCCUCUUCCCACGCCAUCUUCCCAGCCAACUUCUGCCAGAAGAAUGACAUUGAGCUCACACCCCCAAAAGGGUAUGAGGCUCACACUUUCAGCUGGGAGACCUACUUGGAGAAGACCAAGGCCAAAGCAGCUCCAUCGAGACUCUUUAACAUGGACUGCCCCAACCACGGCUUCAAGGUGGGCAUGAAGCUGGAGGCUGUGGACCUCAUGGAGCCGCGGCUCAUCUGUGUGGCCACCGUGAAGCGUGUGGUGCACCGGCUCCUCAGCAUCCACUUCGACGGCUGGGACAGCGAGUAUGACCAGUGGGUGGACUGCGAGUCCCCGGACAUCUACCCUGUCGGCUGGUGUGAGCUCACUGGCUACCAGCUCCAGCCACCCGUGGCCACAGAGCCCACCACACCUCUGAAAGCUAAAGAGGCCACAAAGAAGAAAAAGAAACAGUUUGGGAAGAAAAGAAAAAGAAUACCACCGACCAAGACUCGGCCCCUCAGACAGGGGUCCAAGAAGCCCUUGCUGGAGGAUGACCCGCAGGCCGCAGAGAAGAUCCCGUCAGAGCCCGUUCCUGAUGAGAGACCCAGUUCUGACUGAAGAGCUCCUGGGAAAACAGGACUUGUACGGCAUUUUGGCCUUCAGUUCCUUCUUCCUGAAUGAAGACGUGAAGCCUACAGGUGCCAUGGGCACAACAGGAAGAGCUGGAGGACAAGUUUAGCUGCCGUUCUGGCCCUGGACUGGGCUCCUAUACUUGUAUGAGACAAUUAAAUCCCUUUCUGGCUGAAGCCCAGCUUGUAAGCAUUCUGUUCCUUACAGCAAGAGUGCAUUUUCAUGUGCCACCCCAGGGUGUCAAUUAUGCGAUUGGGUGAGUUCACACAUGAAGAGUGCAGAACAAGUAUCACCUGUCAUCUCUGGAGCUCCCCGUCUCCAUGGCAACAACAUGCUGUAUUCUUAUUUAUGCUUCUGC
Hippopotamus amphibius kiboko is the source of this 2491-nucleotide messenger RNA. RefSeq names its product L3MBTL histone methyl-lysine binding protein 2 (gene L3MBTL2). Gene Ontology annotation, cellular component: nucleus. The record is from RefSeq and is a predicted model, not a curated record. Lineage: Eukaryota; Metazoa; Chordata; Mammalia; Artiodactyla; Hippopotamidae. Bases 97 to 2121 code for a protein of 674 amino acids. Gene Ontology annotation, molecular function: zinc ion binding. Gene Ontology annotation, biological process: regulation of DNA-templated transcription. The transcript is spliced from 17 exons.